Molecule: messenger RNA, 513 nt
Organism: Necator americanus (New World hookworm)
Lineage: Eukaryota; Metazoa; Nematoda; Chromadorea; Rhabditida; Ancylostomatidae
Exons: 1
Coding region: 1-513 (170 amino acids)
Source: RefSeq, a predicted model, not a curated record
AUGGAGGUUUGCCGGGAAUACAGCCUGCCUCUUAUUCUAGCCUUCGUCGACUAUGAGAAAGCCUUCGACAGGGUAGAAACGAAUGCAAUACUGUCAGCGCUGGUCGAUCAAGGUGUGGAUGUGUCGUAUCUGAGGACAUUAGUCAAUUGCUACGAACGAUGCACGACUAGGAUACAGCUUUUCCACCGCCCCUUCACCGUACCCGUUGGAAAGAGGGUACGACAAGGUCGUACCAUACCGACUGCAUUGCAAUGGAUUAUGAAAUCACUUUCUUGGGAAGAAAGGAGCAUACGUGUCGAGGGAAGAUUCCUCUCCAACCUUCGUUUUGCGGACAACAUCGUUCCCUUUCCGAGAAGCACCAAUGAAGCAGAAGCGAUGCUCAAGGGACUGAACGAAGCAGGGAAGAGAAUUGGACUGCGAAUAAACAUAAAGAAGACACAGUUCAUGAAGAACGCCUACUACGAGGACGGAGGAGUACAAGUUGAAGGGUCGCAAACAAUUGGAAUUCCAUGA